Molecule: messenger RNA, 822 nt
Organism: Solanum dulcamara
Lineage: Eukaryota; Viridiplantae; Streptophyta; Magnoliopsida; Solanales; Solanaceae
Product: homeobox-leucine zipper protein ATHB-40-like
Exons: 3
Coding region: 64-714 (216 amino acids)
Biological process (GO): positive regulation of DNA-templated transcription
Cellular component (GO): nucleus
Molecular function (GO): DNA-binding transcription factor activity, RNA polymerase II-specific; sequence-specific DNA binding
Source: RefSeq, a predicted model, not a curated record
UUUAUAAAUUUCAUUUUCUACAUCAGUAAGCAAAAGCAAUAACAAGAGAGAAGGAAAGGGAUUAUGACAAGCAGCAAGGUUGAUGAGCAAAUGGAACUCAUCUCUCAGUUCUAUCCUCAAAUUUACUCCCAACUAGCACAAGAACAAGUCUCUUCAGAAGAGACAAUGGUGAAACCGCGGAGAAGAAGGAAGAAGAAGAAAAGUGAAGGAAGCAGCAACACUAGUGGAGUAGUGAUGAGGAAGAGGAAGUUGCUUAGUGAAGAACAAGUUAAUCUUCUUGAACGAAGUUUCGGGGACCAACACAAGCUGGAGACGGAGAGGAAGGCUAAGCUCGCUUCUGAGCUUGGCCUUGAUCCUCACCAAGUCGCGGUGUGGUUUCAAAACAGGAGGGCUAGAUGGAAGAACAAGAAACUCGAGGAAGAAUACUCCAAGUUAAAGACUCAACAUGAGGAUACCAUCAUUGAGAAAUAUCGUCUUGAAACUGAGGUUUUGAAGAUGAAAGAGCAACUGUGUGAAGCAGAAAAGGAGAUACAGAGGCUAUUAUUGGAACGUAAAUGUGAUAUUUCAAGGAAUAAUAGCCCAACUUCAUCAAUAUUCUCAAUGGAACAACCACAUUUUCUUGGGGAGUUUGGAAUGGAGGGGAUAUUAAUGGAUGAUAAUAUGUUCUUUGUUGCUGAUUAUCAAAGCACUUAUAUGACUCUUUGGGAUAAUUAGAAUGGGUUUUAAUUUAUAAUCCUACAUGUAUGAUAUUCUGAUCAUCCCAUGUAUAAGUUUUAAAUGUAGAAAUAUGUACAUUCUUUCUUUUGCAACUUGCUUUGUGGU